Molecule: messenger RNA, 3020 nt
Organism: Saccostrea cuccullata (small rock oyster)
Lineage: Eukaryota; Metazoa; Mollusca; Bivalvia; Ostreida; Ostreidae
Product: protein Wnt-7b-like
Exons: 5
Coding region: 318-1442 (374 amino acids)
Biological process (GO): cell fate commitment; neuron differentiation; positive regulation of JNK cascade
Cellular component (GO): extracellular region
Molecular function (GO): cytokine activity; frizzled binding
Source: RefSeq, a predicted model, not a curated record
AGACCAAUCGUUUACCGGAACGGACUCAUUCUUAUAUUACAAAUUACUGAUGAAACAUUUCGACUCCUAUUUUUGUUUUCUUUUCCUUAUCAUCACUCAAAUUCUCAAUGCCCGCCAAAGGAUCUUAAAAAUAUACCUCCAAGAAAUGGUGUAGAAUUUCCUUUCAUAACAGAAAUCAUAAUAUUGGUAAAUCGCUAGUGGGAAAAAAAUUGUGGUACUUUCUUUAACCCAAAAUAAUGUCUUGGAUUAAUUUGAAAGAAAUUAACUUUGUGAUUGUGAAUGGAACUAAUGUCUAACAAACACGAUGAUUGCACAUAAUGGGAGUUAGCAGAUCGACUAAGUUUUCAGUGGGAAUUCUUUAUCUGACCUUCUGCAUAUACGGCGAAUUUUUGUGUUGGCAUAUAGGCAGACAAAUGUACGCCGGCUGUCACUGGAUAUCCAUCUUCUACCUCUUAUGGGCAUUGUCAUCAGUGGUUGCCCUCCGCGCCAAUUUCAUUUGUAACAGAAUCCCCGGUUUAACUCCUCGACAACGAUCAAUUUGCCGGAAAAGACCGAACGCAAUAGUUACAAUCGGAGAGGGAGUACAAAUGGGAAUAAACGAAUGCCAAUACCAGUUCCGGAAUAAUCGCUGGAACUGUUCAAGUAGCGGAGCAGAAAAUACCAUGUUUGGUCACACGCAUAAAGUUGGAAGUAAGGAAGCUGCGUUUACAUAUGCAAUAACGUCCGCUGGAGUAACUUAUUCCAUAACACAAGCUUGUAGUCUGGGGAAAUUAAAACGGUGCAGUUGUGACCAAAGUAAAAAGAAAAGCCGAGUGUUAAAUGCUGGCUGGAAAUGGGGAGGAUGUAGUGCUGAUAUCAAACAUGGACUUAAAUUUUCUCGAAAAUUUCUGGACGCGAGAGAAAUCGAACAGAACGCAAGAUCUCUUAUGAAUAAACAUAAUAACAGAGCCGGCAGAAAGGCCGUCAAGGAAAAUAUGGACACAGAAUGCAAGUGUCAUGGUGUCUCUGGAUCUUGUACCAUGAAAACCUGCUGGACCACCUUACCGCCAUUUCGUCAAAUAGGAGACCAUUUACGUAAGAAAUACAGAAGAUCAAAACAAGUGGUCCCAAUGGUAGGGGGACGUAACAGGCGUCCAGUUUACCUGACUUUAAAGCGGUCUAGGCGCUCUCACACAAAACCAAGGCGAUCAGACUUAGUGUAUUUACAGAAAUCGCCGAACUACUGUGAUUAUGACGAGUCUGUUGGUUCGCUAGGAACUGUGGGAAGGAAGUGUAAUAGGACGUCUAUCGAUACGGACGGAUGUGACCUCAUGUGUUGUGGGCGGGGUUACAAUACCCAUCAGUAUACAAAAACAUGGCAGUGUAACUGCAAAUUUCAUUGGUGUUGCUAUGUGCAUUGUAAUAAAUGCAGUGAACGGACAGAGGAAUAUGCAUGUAAAUAAAUGACGACAUCAUUUUUGAUGGAAUGUUGGAUUAAGGACUCCAACAAAAAAAAUCAAACAUGAAAUAUACAUGUUCUUAUACGUACAUGUACAAGGAAACGAGUGCAAUUUCAAUGUUAACACAUAUCAGACACUCCACUUUUUGUUUGAUAUAGCAUUUACAUGUACAUUUCUUUCAAUAUUGUGAUAUUUAUAACAUUUUCAAAUGUCAUUGUAUAUAUAUCAUUGUUUCAUAUUUUAUACAAGUUAUAUAUUGUUUAAUGUAUUUAUUUUAGAUAGUCUAAGAAAUUUAUGUAUACAAUGAUUUUGAAAACACUACUUUUAUUUGUAGUUUAUUUUUAAAAGCCCACAAAAAAUAAAUGAUAUUUAUCUUAAUUAAAAAUAGGAACCUUCCACAAGUAAGUGCUCCCAUAUACUGCUAUAAGACUUACAUUGCCACUGUUGAAUUAUGAUAAUUUUCAAGAAAAUAGGAAACUAAAUCAAACCUGUAAUAUUUGUACCAUGCCGAAUGCUUCUAACUUUCAAAACGACCUUUACCAGGUUUUUGGAAAGGGGAAAGUACAGAGGCCUCCCAUGUGCCAGGAAUUUUCAUUUCAUAGGCCUUUUUUAAAACUUAUAGAAGACGUAAUAAUCCGUGUACCUGAAAAGGAAUAAACUCAGUGGGUGUGACUGGACGUCAGGGGAUGUCUAUUCCACCUAGGUCCCUAGCCUGGGGGCCAUAAAACUUUAGACGAGCUCACUUUUGAUCUCAGUCUCACUUUUCCACUAUUAAUUUCUUUAGAAAAAGUGAGAAUGAGAUCAAAAUUGAGCUCGUGUAAGCUUUAUGGCUCCCAGGGCCCUAUCUCUGGAAUAACAAGCGUCCGUGUUCUAUGCCUUGUUCACAUAUUUGUAUUGUUUGUAGAUUUUGUUCACAUCAAUCACGGCUCGUUAUCUUCGCUAUUUUUAAAAUACUUUAUAAAAUAAAUACUUUUUUUUGUAUAUUUGAAGUCCCUUUCUUAGAAUCAUAUAAACGAAAUUUAGAAAAAUUAUUUCGUUUUCCUAGAUAAAGCUAAAAAAAUCUUUUGUGUUUCUAAGAAUUAAUAUAUCACAAUAGUCUUGGGGGAUGCUAUCGCACUAAUACCAUACUCAUCCCGUUCCGAGGUUUUAUUUAUUAAAUUUGUUGAUUUCCUCCAACCAUAAAUGUCCUCACUGCAAUUAUAUGUCUUUUGUUGAAUCUGUCUCAGAGUCGCUUAUAUUUCACAUGACAAGUACGUAUACAGGUAUCAUGUUUAUUCCAAUGGUUUGAAAUGUACGUGUUUAUAUGUACAAGUUUUAAUUCCAAUAAUAAAUUAUCUUUUCAUCCUUACAUAGAUAUUACCCGUUGACUAUAUCUCCACUGUUGACAUUCCAAACUUAAAAAUUGAAAAUUAUAUUUUUUUCUUUUCUUGUUUCAUGUAGCCCUUGUAAUGCCUAAUGUAUGUUUUUUGCAUAAGUUAUAGAAAUUGUUAACUUUGUACUAACUAUGUUUUUAAAAAGUAGGAGUUUUUCAUGUUUCUCGUUGAACCAAUUCUGUAAUUUUCUAAAUGUUUAAACAUUCCU